GCUGGCUCUUAGGCAAACAAGGUGGCUGGUACUGUCAGCGAAAUUUACAGCUUUACUAAAAGAGGCAUUCCCCCCAUACACCCCAAGAGAUAUCCUGAGGCAUAAGCCAGGCCCUGGAACCUUCAGUGCUGGAUUCUGGUCUUUGUGUUGGGUUUAAUCUGCCUCCCCGUCCCAAAAAGGCAACAAGCAGGCUGCUGGGAAGACCUGCCAGGAAGGACAGAAGCAAUGGGUCCUUUACCAGACUGUUUGCUGAACAAAUACAUGACAAUCUUGCAAAUGGGAUGGGAGGACCCUCAAAACCUGGAGCGCUCGGGAGUGUUCCCUCUCAUGUUUUAUUGCACCCAUUCGCUUAUAUUGUGCCUGUAUUUAAAAAGAAAAUGAGGUAAAGGACUGUACAAUGUGUACCUAGAGAAAUACGGCCCUGGGAGGGCCCGCCUCUAUUUUAAUGUCACCAGUGUGUGCCAUAGGAAGUGUCGGCGAUAGGUAGGGAAGUGGACAUAACAUUAUCUCCUGGGGGAGGAGCCGAAAGCGCGACACCGAAGCCGGCUCGGGAAAUCUCGGGGUGCUCUGGGAGUUAGGCGGGAGGCGCCCCGCACCUGCAGUCUUUGCUUCCGGCCCGCAGGAACUCUCACUGCACGGUUGUGGCGGAGUCCAGUCCAGUUUACCGAAAAGAUUCCUGCGACGACAUUCGGCCUCCAGCAGCCACUGGGGCGUCACGCAGUGCACCCAGUGGUCCCAGGAUCUCACUCCAGGCCUGUGAGCAGACCCUACAUUUGCCUCAGGUGAAGGAAAUACUCAUGGCCAGGUGGCUUAAGGAAUGCUGUUGAAAAGAACAGACAACAAGGUUACUGGGACAACUGAAAAAAGCAAGUUUGCUUGCAGAAACCGUCAUCUGAGGAUGUCAUUUGUGUCUGAUGAAGGAGAGGGAAAAAGCGCACUAUAGCCCAAGGCUCUGUGUCGUCUUUGUUUUGGUGACAAUGGAGUUGGCCUUGCACCAGUCUUCCCGGUGAGCCUCAGAGCUUCCUGUCUCUGUGGACAUGAGUGACCCUCGGCAGUUGCAAACAGAAAAGCACAAGCUUGGCCAAGCCUUCUCCAAGUUCAAGGACUCUCCCAGAAUCAUGCAGUCGGAUGAUUAUUUUGCUCGAAAAUUCAAAGCCAUUAACGGCAACAUGGGACCUCCUACUUCUUUAAAUGCCCCUGGUCCCAGUGAGAGUGGCAGUGGUCCAGCCAACGGUACCCCCGCUGUGCCUAAAAUGGGCGUGAGGGCCAGGGUGUCAGAAUGGCCUCCUAAAAAAGACAGCUCCAAGGAACUGCCCUGCAGGACACUGUGGGAAAGCCGCUCGCAGUCCAGCUACGAGAGUGUCACUGCCAUCCUGCAGAAUGGGCAGAAUGACCAGGGCAGCAGUCAGCAAGAGGAGCACCUGGAUCUGGACUUCGUAGAGGCCAAGUACACCAUCGGAGACCUCUUUGUUCAUACUUCCCAGAGAGGGCUCCACCCCAUACGACAGAGAAGCAACAGUGAUGUCACCAUCAGUGACAUCGACACCGAGGACGUCCUCGACCAACGUGCAGUGAACCCCAACACAGGGGCCGCCCUGCACAGGGAGUAUGGGAGCACAUCAUCCAUCGACAGGCAGGGCUUGGCUGGAGAGAACUUUUUUGCUAUGCUCCGUGGGUACCGGGUAGAGAAUUAUGACCCCAAAGGCAUGGGUCCCUUUGGGUUCCCCGAUUUCUUCCCCUGCGACCCCGCAAUCUCUCCCAGCCUUCAUGCCGCAACACAGAUUUCUAGGGGAGAGUUUGUCCGCAUCUCAGGAUUGGACUACAUGGAUGGCGCCUUCCUGGUGGGGAGGGACAGGGACAAACCUUUCAAGCGCAGGUUGAAAUCUGAGUCUGUGGAAACAUCGCUCUUCCGAAAGCUGCGGACCGUGAAAAGUGAGCACGAGACCUUCAAGUUCACGUCUGACCUCGAGGAAGGCCGUCUGGACCGGGGCGUUCGCCCUUGGAGUUGUCAGCGGUGCUUUGCCCAUUACGAUGUCCAGAGCAUCCUGUUUAAUGUCAACGAGGCCAUGGCCACCAGGGCAAGUGUGGGGAAAAGGAAGAACAUCACUACCGGAGCUUCCGCCGCCUCUCAGACCCCCGUGGCCACGGGCCCUGCUGGCGGCUGUGAGUCCCCCCUGGGCAGCAAGGAGGACCUCAACUCCAAGGAGAACCUGGAUGCCGACGAGGGUGAUGGGAAGAGCAACGACCUGGUCCUCAGCUGCCCUUACUUCCGGAAUGAGACUGGCGGGGAGGGUGACCGGCGCAUUGCCCUCUCCAGGGCCAACUCGGCCUCCUUCAGCGCAGGCGAGAGCUGCUCCUUCGAGUCCUCCCUCAGCUCACACUGCACCAACGCGGGGGUCUCCGUGCUGGAGGUGCCUCGGGAGAACCAGCCCAUUCACCGGGAGAAGGUCAAGCGGUACAUCAUCGAGCACAUCGACCUUGGGGCCUACUACUACCGCAAGUUCUUCUACGGGAAAGAGCACCAAAACUACUUUGGAAUAGAUGAAAACCUCGGGCCAGUGGCAGUCAGUAUCCGGAGGGAGAAGGUGGAAGACGCCAAGGAGAAAGAAGGGUCCCAGUUCAACUACCGGGUGGCUUUCAGGACGAGUGAGCUGACCACCCUAAGAGGAGCCAUCUUGGAGGAUGCUGUGCCCUCCACCGCCCGGCACGGCACCGCCCGGGGCCUCCCUCUCAAGGAAGUGUUGGAGUACGUCAUCCCAGGGCUGAGCAUCUCAUGCCUGCGACAGGCUUCCAGCUCCCCCAAGGUCCCAGAGCAGCUGCUCAAGCUCGACGAGCAAGGACUGAGCUUUCAGCACAAAAUUGGGGUCCUUUACUGCAAAGCAGGCCAGAGCACAGAGGAGGACAUGUACAACAACGAGACGGCGGGGCCGGCCUUGGACGAGUUCCUCGACCUCCUCGGCCAGAGAGUGCGGCUGAAAGGGUUCAGCAAGUACCGCGCCCAACUGGACAACAAGACUGACUCCACGGGAACCCACUCCCUGUACACCACGUACAAGGACUAUGAGCUCAUGUUCCACGUGUCCACGCUUCUUCCGUACAUGCCCAACAACCGGCAGCAGCUUCUGAGGAAGAGGCACAUCGGGAACGACAUCGUCACCAUUGUCUUCCAGGAGCCUGGGGCACUUCCCUUUACCCCAAAGAGCAUCCGCUCACACUUUCAGCACGUCUUCAUCAUCGUGAAAGUGCAUAACCCAUGUGCAGAGAACGUGUGCUACAGCGUUGGAGUUUCCAGAUCAAAGGAUGUGCCGCCAUUCGGCCCCCCAAUCCCCAAAGGCGUCACUUUCCCAAAGUCAGCAGUGUUUCGGGACUUCCUUUUAGCCAAAGUAAUCAAUGCAGAAAAUGCAGCCCAUAAAUCAGAAAAAUUCCGAGCCAUGGCCACACGAACGAGGCAGGAGUACUUGAAGGACCUAGCCGAGAACUUCGUCACAACCGCCACAGUGGACACCUCUGCGAAAUUCAGCUUCAUCACCCUGGGUGCAAAGAAGAAGGAGAGGGUGAAACCCAGGAAGGACGCUCAUCUGUUCAGCAUUGGGGCCAUAACAUGGCAUGUGGUGGCACGGGACUUUGGCCAGUCGGCGGACAUAGAGUGUCUUCUUGGGAUUUCCAACGAGUUCAUCAUGUUGAUUGAAAAGGACUCCAAGAAUGUGGUGUUUAACUGUUCCUGCAGGGAUGUUAUCGGGUGGACCUCCGGAUUGCUGAGUAUCAAGGUGUUCUAUGAACGGGGAGAGUGCAUCCUCCUGUCCUCAAUGGACAACUGUGCGGAAGACAUACGGGAAAUCGUGCAGCGAUUAGCAAUAGUGACAAGAGGCUGCGAGACCGUAGAAAUGACCCUGCGGAGGAACGGGCUAGGCCAGCUCGGCUUCCACGUGAACUUCGAGGGCAUUGUGGCUGACGUGGAGCCCUUUGGCUUUGCGUGGAAGGCGGGCCUGCGCCAGGGCAGCCGCCUUGUGGAGAUCUGCAAAGUGGCCGUGGCCACGCUGACGCACGAGCAGAUGAUUGACCUGCUGCGGACUUCCGUGACGGUCAAGGUGGUCAUCAUUCAGCCCCACGACGACGGCUCGCCCAGGAGGGGGUGUUCAGAGCUGUGUCGGAUCCCCAUGGUGGAAUACAAGCUGGAUAGCGAGGGCACACCCUGCGAGUACAAGACCCCGUUCAGGAGGAACACCACGUGGCACCGCGUGCCCACCCCUGCCCUGCAGCCUGUCUCCAGAGCCUCACCCGUGCCCGGCACACCUGACCGCCUGCAGUGCCAGCCACUGCUGCAGCAGGCCCAGGCUGCCAUCCCCCGCAGCACCUCCUUCGACCGGAAGCUGCCUGAUGGCACAAGAAGUUCUCCCAGCAACCAGUCAUCCUCCAGCGACCCAGGACCCGGCGGGAGCGGACCCUGGAGACCGCAAGUGGGAUAUGACGGGUGCCCGUCCCCUCUGCUGCUCGAGCACCAGGGCCCAGGUGCUUUGGAGUGUGAUGGAGCCAGGGAGCGUGAGGAAGUCAUGGAAGGAGGCAGGCACCCAGAAACCAAAUGGCAUGGCCCACCUUCUAAACACUUGAGUUCCUACAAAGAAAGAGCCCUGCAGAAAGAUGGCAGCUGCAAAGACUCCCCUAAUAAGCUUUCUCAUCUCGGAGACAAAAGCUGCUCCAGCCCCUCCAGCAGCAAUACGCUGUCCAGUAACACAUCCAGCAACAGCGAUGACAAGCACUUUGGCUCAGGGGACCUGAUGGACCCCGAGUUGCUGGGGCUGACCUAUAUCAAAGGGGCCUCCACGGACAGCGGCAUCGACACGGCUCCAUGUCUGCCAGCUGCCAUCCUCGGCCCUGUACACCUGGCAGGCAGCCGGUCCCUGAUGCACAGCCGGGCCGAGCAGUGGGCCGAUGCAGCCGACAUCUCGGGACCCGAUGACGACCCAGCCCCGAUGUACAGCAUGCAUGGCUACGCCACUGCCAUCUCCACCAGCGACGCUGCCAACGGGAGCAUGGGUGACCUCAGCGAGAUAUCGUCUCAUUCCAGUGGUUCUCACCAUUCGGGAAGCCCCUCAGCCCACUGUUCCAAAAGCAGUGGGUCCCUGGAUACUUCCAAAGUCUACAUUGUGUCUCACAACGGCGGUCAGCAGGUUCCCGGCUCCAUGUCCAAGUCCUACCACAGACAAGGGGCAGCGAACAAGUAUGUCAUCGGCUGGAAGAAGUCAGAAGGCAGUCCGCCACCUGAGGAGCCCGAAGUGACCGAGUGUCCCGGGAUGUAUGGUGACAUGGACGUCAUGCCCACGGCAGCUCAACAUCAGGCCAUGGUGGGAGACGCCGCCUCAGAGACACAGCACGUUCUCUCUAAAGAAGACUUCCUGAAGCUCAUGCUUCCUGACAGCCCCUUAGUAGGGGAGGGGAGAAGAAAGUUUUCCUUCUACGGGAACCUGUCUCCGAGGAGGUCCCUGUACCGCACCCUGUCUGACGAGAGCGUCUGCAGCAACCGGAGGGGCUCGUCCCUUUGCGGCUCCCGCAGCUCCAUCCUCGACCAGGCCCUGCCCAACGACAUCCUGUUUAGCACCACGCCGCCCUACCACAGCACACUGCCUCCAAGGACCCACGCCGUGCCCAGCAUGGGAAGCCUGCGCAAUGAGUUCUGGUUCUCUGAUGGGUCCUUAUCGGAUAAGUCCAAGUGCGCAGAUCCUAACCUGAUGCUACUCCCAGACACGGCCACGGGCUUGGAUUGGUCCCACCUCGUGGAUGCUGCACGGGCAUUUGAAGGUCUUGACUCAGAUGAAGAACUUGGGCUGCCCUGUCACCACACGUCCUAUCUAGACCAGAGAGUGGCCUCUUUCUGCACCCUAACAGACCUGCAGCAUGGGCAGGACUUGGAAGGAGCCCCAGACCUGCCCCUGUGUGUGGAUCCUGGUAGCAAGGAGUUCAUGGAUGCAGCUGGGGAGCGCUCCCCGUCCACACUGACUGGGAAAGUAAACCAGCUGGAGCUGAUUCUCCGACAGCUGCAGACUGACCUCCGCAAGGAGAAGCAAGACAAGGCAGUCCUGCAAGCAGAGGUGCAGCACCUGCGUCAGGACAACAUGCGGCUGCAGGAGGAAUCCCAGACCGCCACAGCCCAGCUGCGCAAGUUCACGGAAUGGUUCUUCAGCACCAUCGACAAGAAGGCCUGACCGCCUGGCCGCGCCUGGCCGCGGGCUGCACAACCCGCCUGCGUGGUUUUCCCAUGUGCUUGCCGCCACCCGUAGACAUUUGGCUGUCCCUCCUGUAGCGCCACUCACCCCAGCAGGACAGGGAGCCUGGACUCCUUCCAGGUACCACAGUGGGAGCAGCACCCGUGGGAAGAUGAAUGUAAGUCCUGGUGGAGGCGAAUGGAGCUGGUGCCAGCUGAGAAGCCCCUGGCUGGGCUCCCCGGAGGAGGUGUGCCAGGCAUCACCUCCUACCCCAGGUGACCUUCAGAGGUGGGAAAGCAGUGUACCAUAGUGGGGCUUCAGCACUGUAAAAUAAACACGGGCAGAUACUGAGGCAUAUACUUAAAUGUUAAAGGUGCUCUAUUUUUUUGGAUGUACAGCAGUUUUAUUUCCACAUUACCAUAGCAAUAAGAAGGGAGGCGUAGUACAGAGGGAGAAGCUUUGUCCUUCCAGAAAGCACUGGCGUGAUUACCACUAGUUCGAAAUGCUAUUACUGUAGAGACUUAUUUAUUUUGCAGGAACAAAUGGUGCCUGAAUAUUAACAGUGUUCUGAUUUUUUUUUUAAAAAGAUACAUAUGCUUUGUAAAUGGGUCUACUUGUCAGUAGUCACUGCAGCUCGUAGUUCGCUUUUGUAUAGUUGCUCUGCUGGAAGAAAAAAACCCUCCAUCUGCUUUACUCACUAGAGCUCUGUGUGCUGAGAGCUGGCGGAAUCCCGUGUACAGUGCCAGAAUUGUCUGUCUUUGUACAGAAGCGCUGAUGAAGUGUCUUGUAUUUAACACCCCUAUUUAAGCUUAUUUAACCUUAAAUUGUUAAUUUUAUAAGAUGUGGUUUUAUCUGCACUACGAUAAGGGAGGCAGGCAGGGCCCGCUCAGCCACCCGAGCUCACCUGGGACAGACAGAGCAGGGGAGAAGUGAGAGACUGCUGCUGGUUACAUGCUGUUUGUGUUGCUUUUCCAUUUUUAACUGUUAU
Messenger RNA from Castor canadensis (American beaver), 7188 nucleotides. RefSeq names its product signal induced proliferation associated 1 like 2 (gene Sipa1l2). Gene Ontology annotation, biological process: regulation of small GTPase mediated signal transduction. Gene Ontology annotation, cellular component: cytoplasm. The record is from RefSeq and is a predicted model, not a curated record. NCBI's taxonomy places the organism in Eukaryota, Metazoa, Chordata, Mammalia, Rodentia, Castoridae. Gene Ontology annotation, molecular function: GTPase activator activity; protein binding.